This is a messenger RNA of Blastomyces gilchristii SLH14081, 611 nucleotides long. RefSeq lists its product as uncharacterized. The record is from RefSeq and is a predicted model, not a curated record. The annotation marks the transcript as partial. The transcript has 4 exons. NCBI's taxonomy places the organism in Eukaryota, Fungi, Ascomycota, Eurotiomycetes, Onygenales, Ajellomycetaceae.
AAUCUUCACAUGUUGACAGAUUCAUGUUUAUUAAUAAUAGUAAACUCAAUAUUGAAUCAUUGAUUAAAAACUUGAAGAAUAUGAUAAUGAAGAAAUUAUCUGUGAUCUAUAUAACUGAGUCUUCUAUAUCUCUCUCUAUUCUCUCUGUUUCUUUAUCUGCUACUUCUUCUCAAUCUUCUACACUUAUCUCUGUAUCUGAUUCUCUCACUCUCACUACCUCUGUUCUCACAACCUGUACUUCUGCUACUUCUGCUUUUGCUACUUCUACUUCUUCUGUCUCUGCUGCUUCUGCUAUUGUUAUCAGCUCUUUCUAUUUUAAGAAGAUAUUGCAUAGACUUAGUGAAUCAUAUUUCUUAAGAAUUAUCUCUCUCUUCAACAGUGUUAAGAGUAUGAAGAAUAUCUGUGUUUUCAGAAACAGAAAUGUGAAUAUUGUACUCUUUUAUAUCUAUGAGUGUGAGACUUAUACACCUUUUACUCUGAUGUCAGAGAUCAUGUUAAUUGAAGAUGAUAAUACUGCUGAGACUAUCUUCUUCUGCUCUCAAGCUUCUCUCAUUACUUUCUCUCUCUUCUCUGUGAAGAAGAUUGUGCAUAUAUCAGAUUAUAAGCAUUCA